AACAGCGGGCACCGAGUCGUCUGGCAAGACAGUGGGCUCCGAGUCAACAGGCACGACAGUGGGCACCGGGUCAUCAGGCAUCGGAUUGUCUGGCUCGACAGCGGGCAUCGGGUCACCAGGUAUGACAGCGGGCACUGGGGCACCAGGCAUCAGGUCAUUUGGCUUGCCAGCGGGGCACCGCGUCAUCUGGCAAGGCAGUGGGCACCGGGUCACCAGGUACCGGAUCAUUGGAUCAACAGCGGGCAUCGAGUCAAAUGGCCUAAUAGGAUCGUCGGGCUGGAUCAGUUCAUCAUGCUGAGUAGCGGCAUCAGGCUGAAUGCAGGC
This is a messenger RNA of Staurois parvus, 324 nucleotides long. Lineage: Eukaryota; Metazoa; Chordata; Amphibia; Anura; Ranidae. The record is from the annotation of a GenBank genome assembly.